CCAAACACAGAAACCCAGAAGAAGAAAACGGAGUGUUCGGAUUGGGACUCAGCUGCAAUGUUGGCUUGGGUUCUGUAGAGGUGUUCCAGUCUGUGCUGUCAAGGGGACAUACUGUAAGGCCACAAUGAAACGAAAUUAUGAGAAUGAGAACGACAAGCGAGGCCGUGUCGUUUCCAUGGAAACCUGGCGAAACGAUGAGAGUAACCAAACUGGAAAGAAGAAGAAACGAGAGGAUGGAGAUGAAGGGAGGAAAAGGCAUUUAACCGCAUUAAUUCUGGCCAGGGGUGGAAGUAAGGGGAUCCCGCUGAAAAACAUCAAAAUGCUAGCCGGGGCUCCCUUAAUUGGCUGGGUGCUGAGGGCUGCUAUUGACUCCAACAUGUUCGACAGCGUGUGGGUAUCAACAGACCAUGAUGAGAUCGAAAAAGUGGCAAAGUCCUGGGGAGCCAAGGUGCACCGAAGAAGUCCCGAGGUCUCCAGGGACACUUCUACUUCACUGGAAACCAUCCAAGAGUUUGUGCGCCUUAACCCGGAUGUGGAUGUGAUAUGUAAUAUCCAGGCUACAUCACCUUGUCUCCACCCAUUUCACUUGAAGAAGGCCUUGGAGAUGAUCACGCUGCAGGGCUACAGCUCGGUCUUCUCUGUGGUCCGGAGGCACCAGUUCCGCUGGAAGGAGUUCAAGGAGGGAUCUGGUGAGGUAACUCAGCCCGAGAAUCUGGACCCAAAGAAAAGGCCUCGAAGACAGGACUGGCGUGGAGAGCUGUGUGAGAAUGGCUCCUUUUAUGUUACCACCAAGGACCUCAUCAUGAAUGAGGGUUGUUUGCAGGGUGGUAAGAUCGGCUACUAUGAAAUGCAGCCCGAGUACAGUGUGGACAUAGACGUGGACAUCGACUGGCCCGUUGCAGAGCAGAGGGUCCUCAGGUAUGGCUACUUCGGUCAGGUCACGCCUGAGGUGGUGCGUCUGAUGUUCUGCAAGGUUUCAGGAUGUUUAACUGAAGGCAGAAUCUUUUUAUCCGCAUCCCAAGAAGAGAUGGUGUCCAUCACCACUAGAGACAUAGCAGGCCUUCGCAAGCUGAAGAAAGAGAAUGUGGAGGUCCUCCUGCUGACCUCAAGCAACUAUCCCGUUCCCAAGCCGCUAGCUGACAAACUGAGUCAGAGGACGGGAUGCCAGGUGAUACAGGUGGGAGAGGAGCCGCUGAAGGAUCUGCAGCCAAUUGUGGAGCAGAAGAAGCUGGACUGGAAGGACGUGGCUUUCAUGGGCAACGAUACCGAAGACACCAGCUGUCUGAACCUGGCAGGUUUGAGUGCUGUGCCCGGAGAUGCUCCUGCGGAUGCCAUUAAGGCCUCAAAGUACACCUGCCACCAGGCGGGGGGCAUGGGAGCUGUCUGGGAGUUCAGCGAACACAUCCUCCUGCAGAAGAAAAAGGCUCAGUCUCAGAUGGAGCAGGACCGCAUCGAUCGCAUCAACUUCUGAUUUGAAACAGAGUGCCAAUGGAAUGUUAUGUCAGGGCGUAAAGGUUGAAGGUGCAAAGACAGUCAAAAGAUGAGCUGAUUUAUACCAGCUGUCAAUGAAAUGACGGUGUGAUUCUUUCAAUGUUUUGAAUAAGAUAACUUUUUAUUCAGACUCUCAUAGGGGUUGUUUGGAUUUGGGAAGAAGUAAUGGUUGAGGGGGAAAAAAGUUCUGUUGCCCAAAGUAGAUGUUCAUAUAGCAUCUCCCUGUCACAGGUUGGUAGAGUGUAAAUGAUAGAUACAUAUUUUUCAGUUUUUCUACCUAAAAAUCUGCUGUGAAAGAACUGCAAGAUGCUUUAGACGUCAGCUGUGGUGCGACUGUUCUUGUUUGGAGAUGGAUUUUUAAAUCAUUGCUACCUGGAAAUUCUUCUCUCUGUCUGGAUAACCUUCUCCUGCUUUUGGGUUUUAUGUAGGACUCCUGAUUUAAUGUGACUUAUCAGGACUCAUUUUUUUGAUCAAAUUGGCAGCUCAACUUCUACUCGCUUGGCUUUUCGCUGCAACGUAAAUUUGACCAAUGUACCCAAAAAUCUGCACAGAAGUCUAAACACGCAUCAGAAUUUAGGAUUUAUAGAAUAGGAACAAAUAUGUAUUCACAUCAAGCUGGUCCUGCUGGUUUCAUGCUUUUCCGUAUGUACUUUAUUUCACAUGUUUGGGGGUCACUACACAUUCGUUUUGAUUUUUGUGAUGCAUUUGUGUUAAAGUAUCAAAUGUAAUUUUCUGUUUGAAUAGUUGUUUUUGUUUGUUUUUUUUACUUUAAAGAUGUGCAUAGUUUAUUAAAUGUAUUUUUUUAUUUAAAAUGCCCCUAACACAGAAUAUCUUCAAACUGUACUUUGGAUUAACAUUAACUACCAGAAUGGGAAAAAAACAUUUCCGAAUGUAAGCUGGAAACUGCACUUUUAAAGUCAUAAUUAUUACUCAUACGGAAACCUGAUAUUGGAGUGGAAAGCCUUUUAAAUAAUACUAAAGUGUGUACGAGAUAUACAGAGAAAAAAUGUCAGUCACAUCGGUUUUCAGAGGAUAGAUAUGCAGAGUUGAAGCAUUUAUGUCAGUCAGUCACGUCUGUUUGGGUCAUGAACACACAUACAGCUAUCUGUGGCGUAUGCAGUUCUGUGUGGAUGACUUUGAUGGACCUAAUCUCACUUUGGAUUUUUUUUUCUUUUCUUUUAUUCAACAUUCAAACAUCCCUUGGGAAAGGAAAUUGUCUCUUGCUACAUCUGGGACUGAUGAUUUGGGGUUUUUUUUGCCUUUGGUUCCAUUCUCAUCAACCAACCACACAAUAAAUUACACUCUUGAUCAAAGUCUGAGGAAGUUCUUUCCUAGAAUGCCUCUGUGUGCCUUUGCCCAAGUGACUGCCACCCAGUACAUUUAUUCUUAGGAGAAUUACACAGUUCUUUGAUGACGUUUGUCUUAGGAGCAUAGUUAUGAAAAUGUGGUACAGCAGCCAUUACUGCAAACCUGUCCAGCUCUUAGAGCAGACAGCGGAUCUCAUAGAUCCCAAUCUAAACUUUGGUGGAGCAACAUGACAGGGAAAGGGCUCUCAUGUGAACUGGACAUUUCAGAUUUCGACAUACACAAAGUUAUAAAUACUGUUAUGCGUUUCGGGCAAGAGAGUAUCCUAAAUUUUAAACUGAAAUUUAAGAACAAAAAGGGUAAAUGCGCUUUAAUCACCAGGUGUUACACCAAAUUUGUGUUGUGUGUCUAUAAUUCAGUCAGAAUGCGCUCAUAGUGGCAUCUCAUAUAAUUGAUGCAACCACAAAAACGAUUUCAGCACUUUUGCAGAUUAUGGUCAGAUUUGUAUCAUUGAGAUACCUCGUAUGGUUAUAAUUUAAAGGGCAAUCAUCUAAUAACUGCCAUUCAGGCUAGUAUAAUCCCAUUUUUCAAGAAAACCUUUCUUACCCAGCAAAGAAACAGGCAUUUUAGACCAACUUUUAACAUCACAAAUUUCUAUUUCAUGAACAUCACUGAAAUGCUCUGAGAAAUAGUAUGUAGCUGAAGGAAGAUACAAAUUGUGUGUGUAAAAAAACAAUUUAGUAGUGAAUAUGCAUCACUCCACAGGAAAUACAAAUGGGAAUAAAAAUGUAGAUACAGGAACGUAUUUUUCUCUCCACAAUGUGGAGAGAAUGUGUGUCUACCUUGUAAUCGUAUAUGUUCAUUUUAUUAUAAAUAUUCAUACAUUUCACAUCUAUUGCAUGAAGCAGUGCA
Messenger RNA from Menidia menidia (Atlantic silverside), 3708 nucleotides. The record is from the annotation of a GenBank genome assembly. NCBI's taxonomy places the organism in Eukaryota, Metazoa, Chordata, Actinopteri, Atheriniformes, Atherinopsidae.